CACAUUUUAGUCGACGGAGAAUCACACAUCUUAUCCGUCCAAGCAAACCUAAUAGAUGGAGUUAAGUGAGAUAACCCGUUAAUUUAAGACAUAAUACAACGCAUAUUAAAUACUUUAUGUUAAAGUUCUUCCAUGUGAGAUGUAUCUCUUAUUUUACUCUGUCGGAAUUUUGUUUUUAACUUUAUUUGUGCGGUUACUUCGUCCAUAAAUCUGUCUGCACGCUUGUUGUGGAUUGUCCCAACAAAAUGACUCUUCCAGCUUUGCAAAACACCGGCGUGAUUUACAGGAGGAUCCUGUCACACUUUCCUCAGGACAUUAGCUUAGCUUUUGUGUACGGAUCUGGUGUUUUUAAACAGCAUGGGACCAGCCAAGGUCAAAUGGAGAAAAACAUGCUGGACUUUGUGUUUGCGGUGGACGACCCAGUGACAUGGCACACCAUGAAUUUGCUUCAGAAUCGCAGACACUACUCCAUCCUGAAGAUACUAGGGCCCACCAAGAUCAGCUCCAUACAAAAUGACUAUGGAGCUUCUGUUUACUACAACACACUCGUGCCCGCUGAUGGAAGGAUAAUUAAAUAUGGGGUGAUUAGCACGGACUCAUUGAUUGACGACCUCAUGCACUGGAAGACCAUGUAUGUUGCUGGACGUCUUCACAAGCCGGUAAAAAUGUUGGUACAGAGCGAGAACGGGAAGCUCCGUGCUGCUCUGGUAUCCAACCUGAAGAGCGCGGUUAUGGCCUCCUUCCUUAUGCUGCCAGAAAGCUUCACAGAGGAAGAACUUUUUCUGCAGAUUGCUGGACUUUCUUAUGCUGGAGAUUUUCGGAUGAAGAUUGGGGAGGACAAAUCCAAAGUGUCCAAUAUUGUCAAUGACAACAUUCAGCAUUUUAGGAUUCUUUACAGCAACAUCCUCCGGGACUGCCCUCAGGUGGUCUACAAACCUCCACAAGGAAGACUUGAGGUUGACAAAAGUCCUGAAGGCCAAUUCAUCCAGCUGAUGGCGCUGCCCAGAACUCUUCAGCAGAGGAUCACAAAGCUGGUUGACCUUCCAGGGAAAAACCGGGACGUGGAGGAGAUCCUGCUGCAGGUAGCUCAGGACCCCGACUGUGGAGCUAUGGUGCAUCAAGGUAUCUCAUCUAUUGUUAAAUCAUCCAGCAUAACACAGAGUAUCAAAGGCAUUGCUACAGCUGGUUUACGGAAGACCUUCUCCUACAGCUCCAAAAAACUGAUGAAGAUGUGGAAGGGCUGGAAGAGGAAGCAGUCAGCCUCACAGAUCUCCUGAUGCAGAUUACUAGGAAUUUUUCACUUCUUAGCUAUGUUUUGUAUCACUUUGUGUGUUUGGUGUGGAAGUCUCUCUGCACUUGUCCCGUCCCAUUAAACCUCCGAUGGCUGCAGAAGAAACCAUUACAUUUCCAGAAACAAGACUGAAAAUGGGGUUUAUCGUUGCACAUACGGCCAUCAGAUACUGCUGAGAGGGUCACAGGAAAACUCUGCUGAUAAAAAGGUCACUGAACCUGUGUGAACAUGUACCUGAAUAAGUUUGGGUUCAGUUAAGUAUUACAUUUUUGUGUUUUUUUGUUUUUUUUUUCUAUUGAUUGUGGGUCCUGCUUUGGGUUUCAUCCCAGGCAGUCACUUUGCCAAAGAUUUGUUGAAUUUGUAUAUCUUUCCUUGUGUUUUUAUUCAUUCACUGCAGUUUUCCAAUGGGAAGCUGCCUCUACUGGAUUUACACUGCAAUUAUAAAAUGAUGCAGUAAAAAUAAUUUAUAAAAAAGUUUAUUAAACCAGGUUUUAAAACACAGCAACAAAUCAGCUGCUUAGUUUGGCUUUGCAUAUAUGUUCAGUAAAAGCUGAAGCUCCUGAUUUAAGAAAGGAGAAUUUUGAACUGACAUUAAUAUCUCUACUCAGCUUCUUCAUUGCAUUUCAAGAGAGUGUUUCUGCCUUCUAGUAAAAGGCUUUGGUUAUCAUUAAUGUAAAACUAAACUCUAGUUGCUCAACACACAGUACUCAACACCUACCGUGUUCUAGUGAAAUCAGAUUACACAGACAUGGAUUUUUUUAUUAAUCAUUUUUGUUAUGUUGUGAUUUUUCAAAGAAUAAAAUCAUGUUUAAUUUGUUUCAUAACAGUUUUUAGUGAAGUGCAGUGGGAGGUAGGAGACCAUUUUGUACGUCAGUGGGAUCAGGCAUAAUUGGUUAACGGAUUCAUGGGAAAAAGAAAGUAUACCCUGUAAUAAGGUCAAGUAUCAGAACAUAAUAAAAGUUAUCUGCUCCUUGUCAAGUUUAAAGAUUAUUCAAACACAUAUGACAGAUUUCUGCUUUUUGUUAAAUUUAAAACAAAAAUGACAAAAAAAAAACGGGUAUAGAAAAAAAUAUUUUGAGCAGCAACAAUGUAAAGUAGUAAAUUUAUUGCAUGACAUAAUCAGACUAGUGCCAGAAUGUUUGGUCAUCUUUUUCAAAAGUUUAAUGUUACUACUUCUGAUUUUUUUUUAGGUCCUGCGAGAGCAUUUUUAAUUUGCUGAGGCACGGACUUUGAGCCAUUGAUUUUCUUUUUCUGACAUUCAUUCAAAAACUGCUCAUUUAUUCUAGAAUAUAAUUCAAGAAUACCUACCUAUGCAAGUUUCAAUGUUUAACUCCAGUGAAAAAAGUUGUAAACUUAAUUUUUUUUUUGCCUAACGGUUUUGUUCAAUGACCGGCUUCUGCGGUUUGCAUCAUGAACGGAUGAUCUACAAAUGACACUAGGCCAAGUCUGAAAUGCCACAAUAACAAAUGUGAACUUCCUACCCACUGGUAAGAAGUGGGUAGGAAAUUCACAUUUACUGCUUUGAACACAUUUAAAGCAGUAUACAGCAGAAUGAAUCUAAUGCACUGAAGUCAAUGAAACAAAAUAGAAAACAGUGCUGUGACAGUGAUACAGUUCAGUGAGUCAUCUAACCACUUGCGUUUGUUUUGUCCACCUAACAGCAUUACAUCGUGAGUCACACUUUACUAAUGGACACCUGAGUCAUCUUACAGCACUGGAAACGCCUUUUUCUUUUCUCUUUAACUGUAAUUCACCAGCUAUUACUCUAUGUUUCUUGGAUGCAUGUUUCUUGUUGGUCAACAUUUUUGUAGAACCAUGUUAUGCAACUGUUCUGUUAAAGACAGAAGACUAAGGUUGCUGAAUCUUUUUGUAUUGGCUCUUGUGACCUAUGCUUGAUAGUGAAUUGACUGGAGUGAGAGAUAGAAGAAGACAUGUGGGGAAGGUUACCAGGCCAGAACUUGAACCCGCGACAUCCGCUUUGAGGACUAAGGUCUCCACAUGUGGGUCAUCCCCAACCCCUGCAUCACCACAGCACCCCACAUGUGAAAUUGUGCUUCAUGGCUUGUGGACUUCUUGUGGCUUCCUUUGAACAAUGGUGUGCUUUGUGCACGUUUUCCAUAUAAAACACACACUGGAGUACAUGAAAAAUAUAAAUCCUACCAACAUAUUUCACCCACUUGAUCUCUACUCCUUGUCCCUACCAGUUAUCAUGGGCAUCUUUGUUCUGGAUUUCAUUUUUGAGUGUAAGGGUAAAUUGGGUUGAAUCCAAAUACAAUUCAAAUAUUGAUGUUCAUGACUGCAUAAACAUAAAUGCGGUAAAGUUGAAUGGGGGUAGAGGUGCUAAUACUCCAAUAAAACCCUUUUUAAAGACUAGAAUAAUAUACUUUUAAAUGUCCCAUCUUGGGAAAACUACUUUCUGUAGAUGUAGAACUGAAAUAAAUGUCUCAGCAGCAGAUUAACACCUUG
Molecule: messenger RNA, 3757 nt
Organism: Poecilia reticulata (guppy)
Lineage: Eukaryota; Metazoa; Chordata; Actinopteri; Cyprinodontiformes; Poeciliidae
Gene: tamm41
Product: TAM41 mitochondrial translocator assembly and maintenance homolog
Biological process (GO): CDP-diacylglycerol biosynthetic process; cardiolipin biosynthetic process
Cellular component (GO): mitochondrion
Molecular function (GO): phosphatidate cytidylyltransferase activity
Source: RefSeq, a predicted model, not a curated record